Messenger RNA from Lotus japonicus, 1809 nucleotides. RefSeq names its product serine/threonine-protein kinase STY13-like. Gene Ontology annotation, biological process: protein phosphorylation. Lineage: Eukaryota; Viridiplantae; Streptophyta; Magnoliopsida; Fabales; Fabaceae. The transcript is spliced from 3 exons. The record is from RefSeq and is a predicted model, not a curated record. Bases 283 to 1521 code for a protein of 412 amino acids. Gene Ontology annotation, molecular function: protein kinase activity; ATP binding.
AAUUAUAAAAAAAAAAAAAAACUUAAAAAGAAACUCAUCCGUUUCUUCCAUCAUUUCCUUUCUCCUCUCUGGUCUUCGCCUUCUUCCUUCGUACAACACCACCACAAUCUCCUUCUCCUUCUCCUCCUUCUCCUUCUUCUUCAUUCCAUUUCUCUCUCAAUUCCUCACUUCACCGAUGACUUGACUUCAUCAAUUCAUCACUCUUCAUCCAGAUGGUUUAAUUUAUGAUUGCUGAUGCUGAAGAAAUAACAAGACUUGAAGAUUUGGUCAUUAGUGUGAAAGAUGUUGGAAGGUGGUGCGAAAUUCCCUGGAAUGAUAGACCUCAACAAAACUAAUAAUAACAUUUAUGAUUUCUCUCAAGGCUUUUACCAUAAGCUUGAGGACACCAAUAUGUCAAUUGACAGCUUGCAAACAAGUAAUGGUGGUGGAUCUGUUGCAAUGUCUGUUGAUAAUAGCAGUGUUGGAUCCAAUGAUUCCCAUACUCGUAUAUUGAAUCACCAAGGGUUGAAGAGGCAUGCCCAUGAUAACUACUCUGUUGCACACAGUGUCAAUCACCGAGGAAGAGUCACGCAUGCUUUGAGUGGUGAUGCUCUGGCUCAAGCUCUAAUGGACAGUAAUAGCCCCACUGAGGGGCUUGACAAUUUUCAUGAGUGGACAAUUGAUCUGAGGAACCUUAGUAUGGGUGAGGCUUUUGCUCAAGGAGCUUUUGGGAAACUGUACAGAGGUACGUACAACAAUGAAGAAGUUGCUAUCAAAAUCUUGGAGAGGCCUGAAAAUGAUCUGGCAAAGGCUCAAUUGAUGGAACAACAGUUUCAGCAGGAGGUCAUGAUGCUGGCUACACUAAAGCACCCUAACAUAGUUCGUUUUAUUGGUGCAUGCCGUAAGCCAAUGGUGUGGUGCAUUGUUACAGAGUAUGCCAAAGGGGGUUCAGUUCGACAGUUUUUAAUGAAGCGUCAAAACCGAGCAGUCCCUCUCAAGCUGGCUGUCAAACAAGCUUUGGAUGUUGCAAGAGGGAUGGCAUAUGUUCAUGGGCUUGGGUUGAUCCAUAGAGACUUGAAGUCCGAUAAUCUUCUGAUUUUUGGUGACAAAUCAAUUAAAAUUGCUGACUUUGGAGUGGCGCGGAUUGAGGUGCAAACUGAAGGAAUGACACCUGAGACUGGGACAUACCGUUGGAUGGCUCCGGAAAUGAUCCAGCAUAGGCCUUACACCCAAAAAGUGGAUGUAUAUAGCUUUGGGAUUGUUCUAUGGGAAUUGAUCACUGGAAUGCUUCCAUUUCAGAACAUGACAGCAGUGCAGGCAGCAUUUGCAGUCGUGAACAAAAAUGUUCGCCCAAUCGUCCCCAAUGACUGCUUACCUGUUCUUCGUGAGAUCAUGACAAGGUGCUGGGAUCCCAACCCUGAUGUCAGGCCACCGUUCGCUGAAAUUGUAGAGAUGCUUGAGAACGCCCAGACUGAGAUCAUGAUGACUGUUCGGAAGGCCCGUUUCAGGUGUUGCAUGACCCAGCCAAUGACCACUGACUGAUCCUGGGAAAGGGGCGCUCAGAUUGAUUGUUUGGAUGGAACAAGAGGCUCAGGUAGUAAAGGGUGACUAUAUAAUAGUUUUGUGUAUGUGUGUUCAAUUUCUCUCUUCUGAAGAAAAAAAAUUAGCAAAAAUUUGAACUGGUGACUUUUUGGUUGUUCGAUUCCUAUAUACUGUGUUCUUAAUUAGUAGUAAGAGGAGAUUGUGUAUGUAAUACAUGCAUGCAUUACAGUUUAUGUAUAGCUUUGAAAGCAAAUUGGAAGGAGAUAAUGGAUGAAAACUUUUAGCAUA